AUGAAGCUUCUGAACAUCCUGAUCACUGCUAUACCAGGGCUGCAAAAAACCACACUAGGCAAAGAACUUGUGUCAAGGUCAGAACUGAAGUACAUAAAUGUGGGUGAUUUAGCUUGGAAAGGGCAGUUAUAUGAUGACUAUGAUGAAGAUUAUGGUUGUCCCAUUUUAGACCAAGAUAGAGUUGCUGAUGAGUUAGAGAAGCCAAUGAGAAAAGGCAGCAUUACUGUUGGUUACCAUGGUUUUGAUUCUUUUCCUGAACACUGGUUUCAUAUAGUGUCUGUGCAGAGAACAGAUAAUGGUAUAUUGUGCAAAAGACUUGAAACUAGGGGUUAUAAGGAGAAGAAACUACAAGACAACAUUCCGCGUGAGAUUUUUCAAGUUCUUUAUGAAGAAGCCAUAGCAUCUUACAAAGAAAAAAUUGUGCACCAGCUGCCCAGCAAUAAACCAAAAGAGCUAGAGGGUAAUAUCCACCAAAUCUCAAAAUGGAUUGAGCAGUGGGUCAAAGAUCAUAACUCACAACUUACAGACUGGCCAGCCAGGUGCGGUGGUGCAUACCUUUAAUUCCAGAUCCCGGGAGACAGAGGCUGGUCUACACAGUGAGCUGUAGGCCAGCCAGGGCUGCAAAGGGGGAAAAUGCAUUGCCAUGGUACAGCCAUCCCUGCUGUAUCACUCCAUCUACUUAAUAGAAAUUGCCCAAGGGUCAGCAGAAGGAAACUAUUUUGCACUUCUAGCUGCUGCCUGGAUUUAUUUAUUUAUUUUUUCCUCCAUGAGAAAGUUUAAACAAUCUCAAAUGUGAACAUAAAAUAUUAAGGAUUAAGACUGAAAAUUGUCAUCAAUUGAUAAAUAAUCAAUCUAAUCAAUGGGUACAUAUCUUU
Messenger RNA from Peromyscus maniculatus bairdii (prairie deer mouse), 875 nucleotides. Lineage: Eukaryota; Metazoa; Chordata; Mammalia; Rodentia; Cricetidae. The record is from RefSeq and is a predicted model, not a curated record.